Messenger RNA from Manis pentadactyla (Chinese pangolin), 3813 nucleotides. It is a transcript of the gene SLC9A7, whose product is annotated as solute carrier family 9 member A7. The transcript has 17 exons. Gene Ontology annotation, biological process: proton transmembrane transport; sodium ion transport; regulation of pH. Gene Ontology annotation, molecular function: sodium:proton antiporter activity. NCBI's taxonomy places the organism in Eukaryota, Metazoa, Chordata, Mammalia, Pholidota, Manidae. The record is from RefSeq and is a predicted model, not a curated record. Gene Ontology annotation, cellular component: membrane; recycling endosome. The coding region runs from base 305 to 2485 and encodes 726 amino acids.
GUGAGGAGCGCAGGGAGGGGAGGGUCCAACGGCUGCGCGCAGGGGUCGAGGGGCGAGCGGAUACCAGCUUCGGCGCCGAGCCCAACGCGGCGGGGGCUGGACAGGUGUGCGGGCGGGGGGCGGUGCUUGGGGAUCCUGCGCACUGCGCGCGCCCCUCCCCCACGCGCGGCCCCGGCCCAGCGCGAGCGUGACCGAGAGCUGCGGCGGCCGCAGCCCCUCAGGCUGGUGGGCGACGCCGCGAGAACCUGCGGACCGCGCGGGCUGUUGGUCCCCUCAGGCAGGAGGCGCGGGCAGCCGCGGGGCCAUGGAGCCUGGUGGCGCGGCGAGGGUUGCCCCACAGUGGGCGGCCCGGGCGCUGCCACAGCGGCUGCUGCUGUUGCAGUUGCUGCCGCUGCUGUUGAGUCGGGGGCUGCGUGUCGCGGCCGCGGCCUCCUCCUCAGGGGCGGUGGCCGAGGACAGCAGCGCCAUGGAGGAGCUCGCCACUGAGAAGGAGGCUGAGGAGAGCCACCGUCAAGACAGCGUGAGCCUGCUCACUUUCAUCCUGCUGCUCACGCUCACCAUCCUCACCAUCUGGCUCUUCAAGCACCGCCGGGUGCGCUUCCUGCAUGAGACCGGGCUGGCCAUGAUCUACGGACUCAUUGUCGGGGUGAUCCUGAGGUAUGGCACCCCUGCCACCAGUGGUCAUGACAAGCCCCUCAGCUGCACCCAAGAAGACAGGGUCUUCAACACCUUAUUAGUGAAUGUCAGUGGGAAGUUCUUCGAGUACACCCUCAAAGGAGAAAUCAGCCCUGGCAAGAUCAACAGUGUAGAGCAGAAUGAUAUGCUGAGGAAGGUAACAUUUGAUCCAGAGGUUUUUUUCAAUAUUCUGCUGCCUCCAAUUAUUUUCCAUGCUGGAUACAGUUUAAAGAAGAGACACUUUUUCAGAAAUCUGGGGUCUAUUCUGGCUUAUGCUUUCUUAGGGACUGCUGUUUCCUGCUUCAUUAUUGGAAAUCUCAUGUAUGGUGUGGUGAAGCUCAUGAAGAUUGUGGGGCAGCUCUCGGAUAAAUUUUACUACACAGAUUGUCUCUUUUUUGGAGCAAUUAUCUCUGCCACUGACCCAGUGACUGUACUGGCGAUAUUUAAUGAACUGCAUGCAGAUGUGGACCUUUAUGCACUUCUGUUUGGAGAAAGUGUCCUAAAUGAUGCUGUUGCCAUUGUACUGUCCUCGUCUAUUGUUGCCUACCAGCCAGCAGUGCUGAACACUCAUGCCUUUGAUGCUGCUGCCUUUUUUAAGUCAGUUGGCAUUUUCCUAGGUAUAUUUAGUGGCUCUUUCACCAUGGGAGCUGUGACUGGUGUGGUGACUGCUCUAGUGACCAAGUUCACUAAGCUACACUGCUUCCCCCUGCUGGAGACGGCACUCUUCUUCCUGAUGUCCUGGAGCACAUUCCUCUUGGCAGAAGCCUGUGGGUUUACAGGUGUUGUGGCUGUCCUUUUCUGUGGAAUCACACAGGCUCAUUACACCUACAACAAUCUGUCAGUGGAAUCGAGAAGUCAAACGAAGCAGCUCUUUGAGGUGUUACACUUCCUGGCAGAGAACUUCAUCUUCUCCUACAUGGGCCUGGCGCUGUUUACCUUCCAGAAGCACGUUUUCAGCCCCAUUUUCAUUAUUGGAGCUUUUGUUGCCAUCUUCCUGGGCAGAGCUGCACAUAUCUACCCACUCUCCUUCUUCCUCAACUUGGGCAGAAGACAUAAGAUUGGCUGGAAUUUUCAACACAUGAUGAUGUUUUCAGGCCUCAGGGGAGCAAUGGCAUUUGCACUGGCCAUCCGAGACACGGCAUCCUACGCUCGCCAGAUGAUGUUCACAACCACCCUCCUCAUUGUCUUCUUCACUGUCUGGAUCAUUGGUGGAGGCACAACGCCUAUGCUGUCAUGGCUUAAUAUAAGAGUUGGAGUCGGGGAGCCCUCUGAAGAGGACCUGAACGAACACCGCUGGCUGUACUUCAGAGUUGGUGUUGAUCCAGAUCAAGACCCACCACCCAACAAUGACAGCUUUCAAGUCUUACAAGGGGACGGUCCAGAUUCUGCCAGAGGAAACCGGACAAAGCAGGAGAGUGCGUGGCUAUUCAGGCUGUGGUACAGCUUUGACCACAAUUACUUGAAGCCCAUCCUCACGCACAGUGGUCCCCCCUUAACUUCCACUCUCCCAGCCUGGUGUGGCUUGCUCGCUCGCUGUCUGACCAGUCCUCAGGUGUACGAUAACCAAGAGCCGCUGAGAGAGGAAGACUCAGAUUUCAUCCUGACUGAGGGUGACCUCACCUUGACCUAUGGGGACGGCACAGUGACUGCAAACGGCUCCUCAGGCUCCCACACGGCCUCCACGAGCCUCGAGGGUGGUCGCAGAACAAAGAGCAGCUCUGAGGAGGUGCUGGACCGAGACCUGGGAAUGGGAGACCAGGUUUCAAGAUGGGGCACCCGCCUUGAGCUCCCCCUGGAAGACAAUAUGUGACUUUGCCCCCCGACCUGAAGUGAUGGGGCAGGCCCAGGGGGCAGUAGGGGUGGCCACAAGCCCCUAUACUUGCCAUGGGGCACUGAGUGGAAUGAACAUUUCUGUUUAUGGAGGUCUGAGGGUAUCUUAAUAUUUAAAAUUUCACCCAGGAUGCAGAUGGUGGGGCUGAAGUGUCUCUAAAUCAAGACAAAUGCAGACCCAUUCCCACUUUUUCAUGUAGUAUAGUAGUGGCUGUCCAGAGUUAACAAAAAAAUAGCAUGCUUUAAUGGUCUCUUAAUUCACUCACCUGCAGUGUCUUAACAAGGUGUGGCAGGUACUGGGGAUUCCUCCCAGGAGAGGCUUCUGGGCCCUCCCGUGAAGGAAGGCCACUGCGAUCAGACUGCCAAGGAUUAUGGGAAGCUGGUGUUCAAUGGACAGCAAACAUGAAAAAGCCGUGAGAGCGGAGGCUCUGUCAAUGAGGGCCGCGUCACGGCAGCCUUGUAUCAGGAUUCCUGAUCUUUUUUGCUACCUGUAUUUCCUCUAGACUAAAGAAUGGAAAAUAUAUCCAUGAACAUUUCAACAUGGGGGAAAGAAUGAUAAUAACCAUCUCUGGAAGUUUCCAUGAAGAAGUUACUGAAAUGUUUAAAACCAAAGGCAAAAUAGUGUUACACUGUUGUUUAUUAAUCUAAGGACAGGAAAAACUUUAGAAACUGAGGAUGAGAUCACUGCGAAAAUCAGUUCUUGGAGGCCACCAUAUGAGCUGAUGCCUGGGAGUGAUUAAUAGGGCUGAGCUAUGUACUGUGCAUUUAGAAAUAACACCAAAAAUUGUGGGAUGCUUUUACUGGGGAAGGGAAGGCAACAAGAAGCCUAAGAGACAAUAGGCUAGUAUUCAGAGGGACUCACUGUAAAAAAAUUAACCACAAAGAAAAUACAAGAGUGAAUUCUAAAGACUGAAUAGAAUUCCAGACUUUGAGCUAACAAGUGCAUGAGAUUUCCAUGGCUACAUGAGGAAUCAGGCAAAUCAAUGGAAAGUCAAGCAUUAUCUAACCCAGUGGAAGAUUCUAGCUACUAUGAAAUUAAGAAUCCAGAUGAAUUGACACUGAGUUUCACUUAGAGAAGGGUCAUUUUCUUGGUAUCGGGGAGGCUUAUACCAGCUUAAUGUGUGAGUGUGGUUUGAAAUUUAGGUUUUUGGUUUGGGUUCUUUGUGGGUGAGCUGUUCUACCUGCUCACACUUAGGUCAAAUACUGAGAGAAGUCCUGGAAACCAAGUUUGCCAAUUCUCCCUAUGUCUCUAUGCUUCAGUGCUAGUAUAUUUGAAAACCCAAUUUCUUAAUAAAUGCUUUCAUAAGA